AUGAUAUGCAAUCUGACUGAUUGUAACAAGACAUACCAGCGAAAUGUGGCUAGUGGCAAGGUUUACAGGCAAAUGUUUGACGCCGAAGUUCAGUUAGUGUCAAGUUUAAUGAAAUCAAAAUCGGAGAUAGAAGAAAAGUGGAGUUCAUUGAAGAGUGUCGCUAGGGAGCCAAAGAUCCUGCUAGCACCACCAAAGAAGUGCUACGUUGGUGACGACGACUAUGACGUCACUGAUGGUGACGGAGAUGAUGAAUUGAGGAAAGUUCGCAGGAAAGUGUCGUCUUUGCCCGAUAUUAUCGUAAAGCAGGAAUCAUCCUCCAGACGAGACAACAUACUUGAACGUGUCAAAAAUAUGAAAUCGGCCAAGUUGUAG
Messenger RNA from Helobdella robusta, 372 nucleotides. RefSeq lists its product as hypothetical. The record is from RefSeq and is a predicted model, not a curated record. The transcript has 4 exons. Bases 1 to 372 code for a protein of 123 amino acids. Lineage: Eukaryota; Metazoa; Annelida; Clitellata; Rhynchobdellida; Glossiphoniidae.